AGUUGAACAAAUAACAUGUCGGUAAACAUGAUUUGUUUGAAGGUUCUUAGUCAAUUAAACGUCAAUAAAUAUUCUUUCCGUUCUCAAAAGUAAAAUUUUCUAAAAUUUAUUUUUGUUUCAUAAAAAAAAAUUUAUAUAUUGUUAAAGUACUUUUGUAUAAUUUUAAGAACAUUAAUUGUAAAUAUUUGAACAGAUUAAAUUCUAUUAAUGUAUUGUUAUUGGAAAGUAUAUUAAAAAUAAAUUUUAAAUUAAAUUGUAAAACAUUUAUUAUAUUCUUAAGUGAAAACUCCCGAAAAUUUUACUUUCAGAACGGAUGGAGUAGAUUUUUCAGAAUUAGUCAGGUAUCGAAUAAUAUAUUGCUUGGUGAUGGAUUGUGUAAGAUUGGGGGGUCUAGUGAUGAAAAUUAAAGUUUGGGAGGUUUGAGUGUGGGAUUGAAAAGUAGGAAGAAGACUAGUGAAGUCAAGGCAAAGCAAAAUUAAAGUUACCGAGAAAGAGAGAGAGUCACGGCAGAAUUGGUGUGGUUAUAAAAGGAGAAAAGCCAGUAAGAGACGUCAAUAAUUCAGUUACAGUCUAAAGUUUAGAAGGAGUGAAUGUAUAGAUUAGGUUAAAAUUAAUGAGAAGUGGGUAAGUAGUUAACUUCGUUAAAUGAGUUGCUUUCACUUAUAAAUGGCAACGCACCCUCUUUUGGGCUUUGGCUUCGGUUGUUGUGUUUCAUUUAUUUCUUUGUUAUAUCCAUUGCCUAUGCUCACUUUACUUACGUUUAUAAUCAACUAUCUCGCUAAAGGGGGUUACGUUUAAGUUCUGUCCACGUACUUCAUUAAAUUUUUGGUUUUUAAGAUUCGUUCAAUAAAGAAAACUUGAAGGAGAUGAUAGUGGAGAUACAAUAAUAGUGUUUUGCUUUGCCGAAGGCAAGAUUUUUUUCAUUAUAAAAAACGAAGAGACAGUAUAAUUGAUGCUCAGUUAGGGCGACUUGGUCAUAAUACUGGGAGUGCUAGAAAAGUUGCUAGUAUUGAUGUAAAUCAAUAUUAUAAUCGAUGUUUUGAGUAUGAUAUAUACAAUAUGGAUUUGGAUUUAUUUUGUUGUCGCACGACUCGCACCAUAUCGUCAAAUGCUCGUACAAAAACUUAAGUUCCAAAUUGUCUUCGUAAGUUUUAUGUCUAAAAAGAAGAAUCGCAGGAAGAGCGGUCAUCGCUAGACCGGAUGACACUAGCACUCUUAACUCUCAGAGGUGGCCCUUGAGUUUAUUUGCUUUUGGUAUUAUUUAGUUUUUCUAAAAAUUGUCGUGUUUAUUUGGUAGAUUGCUUUGAUAUAAAUUUACGAAAUAUUUGGAGAAUGGGCUAUAGGAGAGUGAACUGUUAACUUGGGGGAAAAGAUAUGAGAUGGCGCCAAGCGGCAGUGUGUGAUUUUCGAUUUCUAUCACAUGACUUUCUCUCGGAUUGCUCGUGACAAGAUCGCUUUCUAUCAAGCCCAACAAAUAUCGACCACCAACGUGAAAUCGACAUAAUAGCUAAAAUUCUUAAAUUAUCUACUAAGUGACUAAAAAAUUAUAGGUUCGAAGAAUUUCGUUCAAAGAAUACUGAUAUAUAUACAUAGACUUAAUUAACAUCAAAAAGUAUGUGAAACAAAAUUAUCUAUCUAGUCUUCAAGAAAUAGUAUCUAUCCGAGCAAUAUUUCAAAGAUUACACGAUAAGAAAGCCAUACCGUUGGGUGGUGUCCUUAAUUAUCUAUUUUUAUAAAUCUUGGGAGGCAAAUGUAUUUCAUAAAUCUUUUAAUUUAAAAUUUAUUUAUGGUGUCUUGUCUAAAAGUACUGAUAAAUCUGUUUAAAAUCUCUAAUUUUCGUGUUUAUCAUUCCAUCCAGAGUUCUGGAUUCGUUUAAUACACGUUUGUAAGUUAGAACCACAAAUUUCUUAGUAAAAAGAAACAAAAGAUCGAGUCACACCAAGUGUAUCACAAUAAAAACAAAAAACAUGAUCUUAUGUUUGUCUACUAGACUAAGUGAUGGUCGCUGUAUACAUAUUCUUCAAAUAUAGUCCAUAUAACAAAUGCAUAGUACUUUCAGUUGCCACAGAAGAAAAAAAAAAGACAGUAAAAGAGGAAUCUUAUCCAAUUGAUAAUAGUCUAAUGGUUGGAAUUUUUUCGAUUACUAUUCUUUAACAUGAUUUCAGUUUUUUCUUUCAUUGUAUUUUUGUUCAUUUUUCAACACUUAUAAAUGUUUUCGAGAGGCAAGAAAUUCACUUUUGCGAGCUUCAGAAAAUUAAUUACAUAAAAUUUUGAUUUUGGAUCUUAUCAAUUAUAAGAAAAAAGAGAUUUCAGACUUUGCUCAGUCUCGUUCUAGUCAAAACCAAGAAGAAAGAAAAAAUAAAGGUUGUUUGCUACAUGAGAAAUAGGAAGCAAAACUUGCACCACCUAUAUAGUAAGAAACAUGAUUUGAAGCAACUGUUUUUCUUCUUUUAAUAAAAUUUAAUAAUUUGUUUUAGCCACCCUUUGAUUUAUAUUUGGUUGGAUAUGCCAAAAAAACGAUCAUGUCUAAUGUACUGAACUUCUUUUUUUGCCAAAGGCCAAGAACGGAAAAAUUAAUAUUCACACUAAAACCGAAAAUAUAAAUCUCAUAACCCAAUUAUAACCUCAUAAACCGAUAAUAUACGUGGAAUGAAAGUAAACCAUAUAUAAUAAUCUAAUAUAAUCUACAUUGCUCUUCUAUUAAUUCUUGUUACCGUCAACUAACAAUAAUUUUAUCAGUUACUAGUUCAACUUCAUUUACGCCACGAUGUUUCUGUAUGAUAUAUAGGGUUCAAUAAAAAACAUAAAGCUCACUAUCUUUUACGUCUCUGGCGCUAUCUACUUGAAAGUCGAAAUGAUGCCAAGUAUCACAAUGAAUGGAGCCAUCGGAGUGGGAUGAUUUCCUUUUAGAAUUAUAGUAGUUAAACGUUCUUGAUCUUUACUGUUUUUCUUUGGUUAACCUCUUUAUUUUUGCAGUCGAAUGUCACUAUAAGAGAGUUAUGAUAAGAAAGAACAUGCAUGGUAUAAGUUUAAUUGUUGAUGGAAAUAUACAACGUUGAAUAUUAGAAAUGUAUAAAAUUCUUAGUUCUUUAUCGACGUAAACCUAAUGGCACUGAAUGUAAGUUAAUUAGCUUGUGAAUUUACGUACGUAUUAAGUUUAAAUUUUUUAAUGUAAGUUAACUGAACUCGGAUUAAAUCCCUUCAAAUUGGUCAUUUUUUUUAUUUCAUUCCGCAGUUAACCAAUACAGGCUAGUUUACAUGACCAAUUUAACUUCAAAAGAAAAGGAUCAGAUUUGGAAGGUCCGCAUAGCCGUAUAUUCUGUGCAUAACACAAUCAUACUAAAUAAACCCAUCAAAUAUAGAUCUUUUUUAACUGAAAGGAGACAAGAAAACAAAUACAUCAAAUAUUUUCAACAAUAAUGGGAAGCUAGUCGGUCACACUCCACAAGUGGCCUUUGUUUUUGUGUUGUUUCGUUGAAGGGUCUCGAAUCAAUGGUGUGGAAUACUCUCUCCUUAUCUCCCUUCUCUCGCUCCAAUAUAACGAUGAACCCCUCACUUCCUUUUAAAUAUAAAACAAUCAUCAAGUUACAAUAAAACCGCACAAUAAAAGAAACAAAAAACUUCUAUAUAUACAGAGAGAUAAACAGUGAUGGAGAACUCAAAGGAUGAGACAGUGAAGAAUUGGGAGAAGAAGAAGAAGCCGUCUUCACCAAAACGAGUUGGAAAGUUUCUGAAAAAGAAAAGAGGAAGGUUCUACAUUAUUGGAAAAUGUAUUUAUAUGCUUCUUUGUUCGCACGAGUAAUCAUCAACUCGGAGAAUUAUAUAUGGAUGAUAAUGAAGGCAUGAAAAGUAGAUCAUAUAGCUCAAAUAAGAAAUUUAUUGUUUCCGUUGUCUUUCUCUCAGCUUUAUGCGGGUCAUGUGUUGUUGUUGUUGUUGUUAUAUGGAGUAUAUUGUUGUUAUAUAUAUUACUCAAUAUUUUUCUUGCCAACUAUACAUAUGUGCCCCAAUAUAUUUUUCCUGUCAACGUAUGGCUCAUUUUAUUUUGAUCAUAUUGGGUAGUUUGUUUUCUUAAAAGGGUACGUAGUUAAGUUCAAAAAAAAAAAAAGUACGUAGUUUCUAUAUAUAGAUCAUGCGACGUUAUGCUAAUUGUAGUACAAAAUAAGUUGAUAGUAUUUUUUGACGUCUAAAUUUUUACAUAACUAAGAAGGGAUUUUAGAGAAUGAAACAUUAAUACUGAGUUUUGGUCUAGUUUUGAUAAACUUAGCGGGUCUUCAUCAGACUUUUAGUCUCUCUACCGUUUGUGUAACUCUAGACUGGUUUACUUGAUGGGUCAAACUAGAAUUAAUAAUGCUUAGCCUAUAAGCUAACAUUUGGUUUAUCUUGAUGUGUUUGGCUUUUGUUACAAACAAAAUUGAAACAAAAAUAUACCUAGCUAGUUUUCUCUCAGUAUCGUGUGAAUUUUUUAUGCCAAAACCGAGAAAGUCACGUUCAGUCGGAUAGAGUAAGUAUUUGACCUGCUCAGAAUCAUGGAUUUAUUUUUUAACAAACAUCUCCCACCACACGUAUCAUGGUGUCAUCAAUUUGCAUAUAGCGGAAUUCCAAAUGUAAUUUGUUUAUAACCAAAACGAAUGCAUUUGAAAUCAUAGCUCUGAAUGUGAUGUUGGCAUAUAAUCCCAACAUGGCAUUUAAUAAUAAUACCCAGUGAAAUACUAAUAUAAGUGAAGUUGUUACUUUUUUGUUUGUAACUGCAAAAAUACUAUAAUACCACCAUGAAAAGAGCAAAAGAAAAAGCUUUAAGCAAAUAGAAACAAGAAUAUUUUAUUUAAAAGAGAUGACCAAAUGAUAUGCUUAUAAGUUAUAACUAGAUUUUGACCCGCGCUUUUUCAAGCGCGGGUUUUUUAGAUUAUAUUAUAAUACAAAGUUUUAUUAUAUCGAAAAUAUAAUUUUUAACAGUUAUAUAAUAUAUGAAUUAGUUUAUUUGAUAUUUUAUAUGUACACUUUUACGUAAAUUUCUUUUACGCAUGAGAAUUAUAUCCGGAUCAAAAAAAAACCGAACCGACCCAAAAAUAUAGGUUUAGUUCAGGUCGAGAGAAGAUAACCUAUUUGGAGUUUUUUGGACCCGCAUGUCUUUGUUUGAGUCCGAGUCUUGCCCUAGACCCGAUCAUAAAUAUGUUGUGUUUAUUAGGUAUAUUUGGAUAUUUCGAAUAUGUUUCCAGCAUUAUGGAUAUUUUUUUUAGAUUUUUGGUUUACGAUUAUAGUUUUUGAUUUCAGGUAAAUUUUCAAAGUAAAAAAAAUUUGGGUGUUUGGAUACAAUUUUGGAUAUUUUCAG
Messenger RNA from Brassica rapa (field mustard), 5329 nucleotides. RefSeq lists its product as uncharacterized. Gene Ontology annotation, biological process: negative regulation of cell population proliferation. The record is from RefSeq and is a predicted model, not a curated record. Lineage: Eukaryota; Viridiplantae; Streptophyta; Magnoliopsida; Brassicales; Brassicaceae.